CUUGCAACAACACAUUGUUAUCUCUAUCAAUGAUCCAUUUGGCCAUACUCCACUUGGUGUUUUUCCUCAUUUUUCUCUUUUCCUUUCAUAAAAAUCUCCCAUCUUUCCUUUCUCUUUUUUUGACAAUCAAUUCAUGCGUUGGAGGUGCGUGUUUUUGUCAUUUCAUUCAACCCAAUUAGAAAAAUUUGAGAACCUAGGCAUUACAUGUUAAUGGAUGUUGUUCUUUCUAAUAUUUGUUAUUUGUUUUAAGGUGUGUGUUUUUUUUGUUAUAAUUGUUCUCCAAGAAGAAAAAAAUGGCUUUUGAUUCUUAUGGGGAAUCGAGCUUCUUAAUUCCACAGGAGAAGGGUUUGUGCCCCUUAAUUGGGUCAGUGUUGGAUGGCUAUUUGAUCAAGAAUUGUGAUCAUUUUGGCCAUUGCAGCUUGUGUGGUUUUAAUGAGAAUCUAGAAGGAGAGACAUAUUUUGAAACGAUCAAUGGUUUGUUAUGUGAUUUGGAUGAUGUAGAGGAAGUGGUAGUUAAUGAUGAUGUUGUUGACCAAUUGCCAAUGGAUCCUUUUGGAAUGAACAUUGAAUCCACCCUCACAAAAUUCUCAGAUUGGAUUCAGGAUUUGGAAUGGGGUUUUCGACCAGAGUAUGGAGAGUUUGGGGUGGACGAAACACAUGAAAUUAUUCGUGAUCAUGAUGAUCUUCACUUUUUAGGCUUGAGUUGGGCUUGGAAUGGCCAUGAGAAUUUGCAACCUCAGAAGGAUGGUGCUGAAGGGAGUGAUAUGUCAAGUUUAGGUUGUGAUUCCAAUGGAUAUCAAAAUUUUGAUUGGGUGUUUGAUGAGAGCAUUUUGGCUGAGGGAAGUGCAAGGGGUUUUUUGAGUAUUACUCAUGGGGAAUAUUGGGUUCAAGGUUGGGAAGCCAAGGAAUCUCAAAAUUGUAACAAAAUUGAAUUGGAUACUGAAGAAGGUGUUGCACAUGAUGCUUUGUUUUUUGUGUUGGGUUAUCUAGGUGUGAAAGACCUUCUUUCCAUUGAACAGGUUAGUAGAUCAUUAUGUGAUGCUGUUAGAGGUGAUUCUUUGUUAUGGAGGAUUGUGCAAAUUGAUCAACCAUUAAACGAAAGGAUUACAGAUGAUACACUUGUUAAAUUAACCAACAGGGCUCAAGGUACACUUCAAUGUUUGACCUUAGUGAACUGCUUAUGGAUCACUGAUAGCGGUUUGGGACGCAUUUUACAAAGUAACCCAAGAUUGAUAAAGCUAAGUGUGCCAGAUUGUAUUAGACUCACAAUUGAGGGCAUCUUAUCCAACCUAAGGGCUCUAAAGUCAUUUGGAAAACCUUGUAUAAAACACUUACGAAUUGGUGGGCUUGCUGGUGUGUGUCAUGUGAAUGACCAACAAUUUGAAGAGUUGAAUGAAUUACUGGAUGCAAACAAGCAUUUACAUCGGGGAGAGCAAAAGCCACAAUUCUAUGGUGGAGUGUAUUCACAUAUCAUAUGCGAGGAUGAUCGUGUGAUUGACAUAGAGGUGUGUCCAAGAUGUAAGAAACUAAGACCUGUUUAUGAUUGCCCAGCCGAGAGUUGUCAGCAAAAGCUUCAGAAUGCUCAAAUGUGUAGGGGUUGCACAAUAUGCAUAGCACGUUGCAUUCAUUGUGGGAGAUGCAUUAAGGACUUUGAUUAUGAAGAGACGUUUUGUUUGGACUUACUUUGUUUGAAUUGUUGGAAUCAAUUCUUGCAUUGUUCAGAGAAAAAGGAAAAAGAAGCUACAAAAUGUACUAUUAUUAGUCAGAGGACCAUGUAUCGAUUUUGUCUCUAUGGCUAGUGGAAGUUUGUGUGGUCUUUUGACAAACAUGGGAUUAGAACAUGCACAUUUGGUUGUCUGACUUUUGAUGUGCAAAGUGAGCUGAGUAUGCAUGGUAUAACAUUUGGUUGCGGAGGUAUUAUAACUACUCAACAGUUGAGCUUCAAUUGUAUAAUGCGUAGUUGAGCUUUUCUAAAUUGUGAUAAGGAAGAGGAGAAAAAUAUUUGGAUAGAAAAAAUAAUUAAGAUUGAUUAAGAAAAACAAAAAAAAAAAGAUAAACAAAAAAGAAGGAAGGGAAGGUGGUUCUCAUGUAUAGCAUUUUUAAUCCAAGAGCAGCUUUAUUGUAUGAUGCCUUCUGUGGUGUAACUAAUGUUCAGUUCACUAUAGUGAAGAAUGCUUAGUUAUUCUUGAUUUAAUGGUGUGGCAAUGUGUAUAUAUUUUUUCAAGCAUGAGUGAGUUUGUGACAUAGCCCCACUACCUCCUCCAGGCAACAAUGAAAUUGAGUUCAUUAAGGUGAGAAUAACAAUGUGAUUUUCUUGAUGUUUAAUGUAAUGGUGAUGCCAAAGAAGGGCAUAUGUUGGUGCUCGCGAUGGAUCUUUUAUCAAGGUUUUACUGUGUCAAGGAAAAUGUUAUCAUUAUUGGCUAAUAAUGUUCUAUGUUGAUUGUUACAUCUUAAGGAGAAGCUGCAUUGUUAGGCAUAAUGGCUUGACAUAUUUGGGGUUCUCGGAGAAUAAUAUGAAGUUUUUUUCAGGUUAAUGGCUGAAGUAAUAAAUCAAGUUCAACCAUUUUAUAUGAUGACUACACACUUUCUAUUUUUUUGGCUAGAUUUGUGAUCUAUCAAUACACCAUUGGUUUAUCAAGUACUAUGAUAAGUAAUAAGCUUAUUGUUCCAUUGAUGUAAGAUUCCCUCCAAUAAAAAGGAGAAAAAAAAUAAAAAUGUUUUUUUUACCCUAU
Molecule: messenger RNA, 2732 nt
Organism: Cajanus cajan (pigeon pea)
Lineage: Eukaryota; Viridiplantae; Streptophyta; Magnoliopsida; Fabales; Fabaceae
Product: F-box protein SKIP14-like
Cellular component (GO): cytoplasm
Molecular function (GO): protein binding
Source: RefSeq, a predicted model, not a curated record